Molecule: messenger RNA, 4579 nt
Organism: Metschnikowia bicuspidata var. bicuspidata NRRL YB-4993
Lineage: Eukaryota; Fungi; Ascomycota; Pichiomycetes; Serinales; Metschnikowiaceae
Gene: POL1
Product: DNA-directed DNA polymerase alpha catalytic subunit
Exons: 1
Coding region: 87-4466 (1459 amino acids)
Biological process (GO): lagging strand elongation; DNA replication; mitotic DNA replication initiation
Cellular component (GO): alpha DNA polymerase:primase complex
Molecular function (GO): purine nucleotide binding; pyrimidine nucleotide binding; single-stranded DNA binding
Source: RefSeq, a predicted model, not a curated record
UUUCCCUCGAAAGCACACACUCAGAGGUCUGGAACAAAGAAACCGGCUCUUUUAAGCCAUUCUUCUAUAUAUAAACAAAUUUGGAAAUGCUGUCGCGAGCCACCAAAUCAGAUAAAUUCAAAAGGCUCCUCGAGGCACGCCGUACCGGUACCAUUGUGGCCCACUCUUCGGACGAAGAAGACGCGUCGAUCUAUGACGAGGUUGAUGAGGAUGAAUUUCGCCAGCGGAAGCGUGAACAGCUCAUGAACGAUGAUUUUAUCGUGGAUGACAAUGGUGAGGGAUAUGUUGAUAAUGGUGGUGACGAGUGGGACGAAUCUACACGGCCGAAUUACUACUCCGACGAAGAAGAACCCGGCACGAAGAAACGAAAACGGGAGAAACCACAGAAAAAAAUAGCGAAAGUGUCCACCACUACAGAUAUUAACAGCUUUUUCACCGCGGAUUCUGUUCCAAAACCAAAGAUCAAGACUGAAGCAAAGGCUAGCAUUGACGACAUCUUGGACGACUUUGAUUCACCCAAAUCAACGAAGAAGCAAAAGGUUUUCGGAUCCACCACAAGCAAGCCUAAAAAGUCCACUGCCUCUGCGUUCGGCUUCUUCACAUCUUCAACGGCAAAGCCUAAAAAGGUCAAGCCCCCUUCGGUAUCGAAGAAUUUCAAGACGGAACCCUCAGCACAUUCUGAUGGCCUAGAUUCGGCUUCCCAAGUAAACGCAAAUGUCAGCUCCAGCUUGCAAUCUGAUGUGGUGGAUGAGCUUGAACCGACAGAGCCCUUAGACUUGGAAACUGGUUCAGUCACCCAAUCUCUCACUACGUCACCUAAGGCAGAAACUCCCGAUGUGGACAACAACGACGAAAGCGAUGACGAUGACGAGAUUGUUGUUCGCAGAAGACCAAAAACGGCGGUGGCUGCACCAAAAUCUGGUCCAGUGAAUGUCUCUGCUGUCAAGACCUCAGAAAUUCUGGUCUCUACUAGAUUAGCAUCUUCUUCUGGUAUGCCCACGUACGCAUCAAUCUCGCAAACAGAAAAAUUGUCGAGUGAGAAUGUCGUUGAUGACGGCUCAUUCAAGAUGUUCUGGUUGGAUUACGCUGAAGCGGAUAGCACUCUUCUUCUCUUCGGAAAAGUGUUGUCGAAAGAUGGCUCCUGUGUUUCUGCUGUUGUUCAAGUUAACGGGUUAUACAAAGAACUCUUUGUGUUGCCCAGAGAAUCUCGAGUUGUCGACUCGGAAGAAACCAACCAGCCAGUAGAAAUGAAGGAUGUGCAUGAAGAACUUGCUCCAAUUCUUAUUCAACAAUACGGCUUAGACAAGCUCCGCGCUAGGCCAGAAAAAUUAAAGUAUGCUUUUGAGUUGCCAGGCGUUCCAAAAGAAGCCGAUUACUUAAAAAUACUUUUGCCUUUCAAGACCAAUAGAAACAGGAACUUAGUCAUGCCAGCUGAGAUUGAGGGUGAAACAUUCCAGAGAAUUUUUGGCACAAACGCAAACAUUUUUGAGUCAUUCGUGUUGCAGCGCAACAUCAUGGGACCUUGUUGGUUAGAAAUCAAAAAUGGUGAUUUCCAAGCAAUUAAGAACGCAUCUCAUUGCCAGGUCGAGGUGUCGGUUGCUUCAGCUGAUUGUGUGACCCCACUUGUCAACACUCCCUUAGCUCCUCCAAGCUUGACAACUGUGACAAUUUCCGUUCAGACGAUUAUGAAUGUGAAACAAAAUAAACAGGAGGUGGCAUGUAUUAGUUUGGCAACUUAUAAAAAUGUUCCACAAGAUUCUCCUGUGGAUGAAGGAAAAGAGCCUGAAGAACUUCUUACUUUGGUUCGUCCUAUCGGAGCUAGCGUAUUUCCCCCUGGACUUCGGCAGACAGCAGAAAAGCAUAGCUUGAACGUGAAAACACUCCCGAAUGAAGCAUCCAUGCUUGGGUGUAUGGCCGCGCUUAUCAAGAAUAUUGAUCCUGAUGUAAUUGUGGGCCACAGGCUAGAAAAUAUUUCAUUGGAUGUCUUAGUUCAUCGAAUGCAUGACUUGAGGGUCGCUACCUGGUCUGCCAUGGGAAGGAGAAAUAGGAAGCUGUGGCCAGACAAAUUUGGAAAAGGAACUGGAUUCAACAAUAAUCUAAUCAUCAGAGAGAUCUUUCAGGGCCGUCUAUUAUGUGAUAUUGCAAAUGAAUUAGGUCAAUCUCUCACUUCAAAAUGUCAGUCGUGGGAUUUGCCUGAAAUGUACGAGGUGGUUUGUCAUGAAAAGCACGUGUCUCCUGAAAUCAACUUCCACAAUCCUCGAUAUGCCGAAGAUGCUAGCUUUUUGCUCAUGCCAUUGAAAGAAAACAUAACUCAAGUGUUAAUUACGGCCAAGAUUUCUUUUGCUGUUCAAAUAUUGUCGCUUUCCAAGCAACUCACUAAUUUGGCUGGCAAUGCUUGGUCUCACACAUUGUCAGGUACAAGAGCUGGUCGCAAUGAGUUUAUUCUACUACACGAGUUCAAAAAGAAUAACUACGUUGUGCCUGAUAAGGAAGAUAAGUAUCACAAAAAUACCAAUCACCAGCAGGAAGCGAAGCUUGAGGCCGCUGAGGAUGAUGCAACUACAGUUACCUCAAACAAGAAACCUAAGUAUCAAGGUGGUUUGGUUUUCGAGCCGGAGAAAGGCUUGCACAAAAACUACAUCUUGGUCAUGGAUUUUAACUCGUUGUAUCCAAGCAUUAUUCAAGAAUUCAAUAUCUGCUUCACAACAGUGUUGCGAGAUGCAUACAAUAUCUCACAUGAUGAAGAUAAGGAUAUGCCUGAUAUUCCAGAAAGAGACUCUGAAGCUGGUGUGUUACCAAGACUCCUUAAUACAUUGGUUUCUCGGCGUCGUGAAGUGAAAAAACUUCUCAAAGAUUCAAGAAUUUCAAGCAGCGAGCGUGCACAAUAUGACAUCAAGCAACAAGCCUUAAAGUUAACAGCCAAUUCUAUGUAUGGAUGUUUGGGCUAUGUGAACUCUAGGUUUUAUGCCAAACCUUUGGCCAUGUUAGUGACAAACAAAGGUCGUGAGAUUUUGAUGGAUACCAGACAACUAGCUGAACUGAUUGGAUUAAGAGUCGUGUAUGGUGAUACUGACUCUGUUAUGAUAGAUACAGGUGCUUCCUCAUUUCAGGAAGCAUUGAAGAUCGGUGAUGAGUUCAAGGUACAAGUGAAUGAGAGAUACAAAUUGUUGGAGAUUGACACUGAUAAUGUCUUCAAGAGAUUACUUCUUCAUGCGAAGAAAAAGUAUGCUGCAAUGAAUGUAAGCAUAGACAAGAAAACUGGAAAGGAAGUCUUGUCUUUGGAGGUUAAAGGUCUCGAUAUGAGAAGACGUGAGUAUUGCCAAGCCUCGAAAGAUAUCUCCACGUUUGUCUUAAAGAAGCUUCUCUCGGAUAUGGAUCCAGAAGAGGCACUAACUGAGGUCUAUGAGUACUUGGAAAGUAUGAACAAAAAGAUCAGAGACAACGAGCUCUCUAUCGACAAAUUCUCGAUAAAUACUCGUUUAUCCAAAGACCCGACAAGCUAUCCAAACGGAAAGUCUAUGCCUUCUGUCCAAGUAGCGCUCAGGCUCCGGAAGCAAGGAAAGGUUGUGAAAGCGGGAAGCGUGGUAACAUUCAUCAUCACUGCCCCUGUUAAUGCUGAAGAUGAUGGUAACCCUGCUCUGAGGGCUCGUCCAAUUCAAGAAGUCUUGAGCAAUAAGGAAUCAUUCAAGCCUGAUUGCGACUAUUACUUGGAAAAGCAAAUAUAUGCCCCUGUGGAACGUCUUUUGAAUAAGAUUGACGGUGUUGACUUAAUGCGUGUGGCCACAUCUCUUGGCAUAGACUCUAAGAAAUAUGUCAUGAGACUCCGGAACUCAGAGGGAUUGGACUUAGAUGUUUCGCCUUUGGAAUCGAAUGUCACAGACGUUGAAAGAUUCAGGCAAGUCAGUUUCUUGGUCUUAAAGUGCAAAUGUGGACACCAAUUUAGGUUUGGAGGAAUCAUGUUUUCGUCAGAUUACCGAGUGACAUUCAACGGAAUCGUCUGCUCGAAGUGUGAUGCGUUGUUUUCGCUCCUUAAGAUCUCAAUACAGCUAGAGAUUGAGAUAAAAAGGCAUCUAGCCCUUUAUUAUGCUGGUUGGUUGGUGUGUGAUGAUUCUGCAUGUGGAAUCAAGACAAGACAAAUAUCGGUGUACGGUAAGCGUUGUAUUGGCUCUUCAGGAACGGCUCAUGGGUGCAAAGGUGUCAUGCGCUACAAUUACAGUGAUAAAGCUCUCUACAAUCAAUUGCUCUACUUCGACGCGAUUUUCGAUGUUGACAAGGCCAAGAAGAAACAGUUGAAACCAAUAAGCGAAGAGCGCGAUUUGGCUGAAAUGACCAGCGGAGAAGUAAAUGCGCUUGCAGAGCAGAACAGGGGAUCUUUCGAUCAUUACCGAAGUGUGGUUGACCAAUACUUGAGUGUAUGUGGGCGUCGUUACGUCAGCUAUAAGUCGCUUUUCGAUUUCAUGACAUGAGCAUGUGAACAAAUACGCUUUUUAUUUAAUCUAGACUUGGUUAGCAACCUCAGAGUGGGUAGUGCCCAAUGUACCACGUAGCUCCUGCUCUCUCUCUAUCGACUCAAAAAGCC